Molecule: messenger RNA, 1522 nt
Organism: Amyelois transitella
Lineage: Eukaryota; Metazoa; Arthropoda; Insecta; Lepidoptera; Pyralidae
Exons: 2
Coding region: 129-518 (129 amino acids)
Source: RefSeq, a predicted model, not a curated record
UUCGUUCGUUUUGAAUUGAAAAUACCUAUCGCAUUGAAAGCUAAUCGAUCUUUGUUUGUAUUUGGUUUGUUUUUUCCAAAGUUUUUUCAACGUUUCCCUUGUUUUUACAAGUUAAAAGUGAGGAAAAAAUGGCUCCUCGAGAUACCCCCAAAGCUACGCCAAAAGUGCAACGCACCAUCGUAAAAACUGUUUCUAAAACACGCUCAACCCCGACUUCGACGGUUAAGAAGACUAUUUCGUCGACGAUGUCUUCUAAAAAGGCAGCUGAAAAGGUGCCGCUAAAGGUGAAAAAUAUGACAGAAGUAAAUACAAGACAACGGACCAGCACAGUCCCGAAGGUGUCUACGCCGAAACCCAAAGAGAACAAGUCCGUCCCUCUACCCGGUAGUGUUGUGAAGAGUGCCAAGAAGCCGACCUGGAAGCGCAGGCCCAAACCGGCACAUUCUGGAGUACCUGUACCUGAGAAGAUGAAGAGAUUACUGGAAAAGCAGCUGGAGGACGCUGACUGUAGCCUGUGAUUCGGUAUAAAAUUGUACAAUUUGUAAGAAACAGGAACAGAGUACAGGAAAUUAAGAGAAAUUUAGAAAUUCUGACAUUUUAUACUGCUGUAACUACCACCAAAUAGUACAAAAUAAUUAACAUAGUUUUAAGACUUUUAAUUGACUAACUGUUUUGUUUCUUCAUAGUAAUUUUAACUGUUACUAUGCAUGAAACAUUAGAAAUUCGGAUUUUCAUUGCUAUAUCUAAUCUAAUGAUUGAGAUGAAGAACUGUAGCACACUAUGCUUACUUUGGAAAAAAAGCCAAGAGGAAAAUAUAAUAAAAAAAAGUAAAGCAGUUUGACUUUUCAAAAACAUGGCAUCACAAAUAAAAUUAAUUUUGUCUAUUGACAUUGCACUAAAAAUUUUAUGGGAUCUCAGUUUUAUGUUGUAGAAUAAUAUCAAAACAAAUGUCCACUGAUCUUAGAAAUCUCAAUAAUAAAUGCCGAGAAAUUGGAAAAAUAAUAUUGUACUUGAAACUAUAGGAAUGAUGGGUUGUGGUCUUACAUCUCACCUUCUCAUGAAAUCCAAAAAUCUAUAUCAAUAUUGUAAUUAGACAGUUGUUAAGCUUCCAGAUCUGGUGAAAACAUUAUGAUAACUGAUGGUGGUUUUUAUACCUAAUUAGUUUUUUGUAAAAUGUGUAGAUUUUACAGAACUUGCCACUUCUAUAGUCUUUUUAAUUCCACUUCUACUAGAUAUAGUCAACAUUUAAUGACCUUAGUAAUGUCUUACUACUACGUAAUAUAAUGUAUCCAAUAUAGAACAUUGGUUUUUCAAAACCAUACUAAUUUUUGAUCAGUUAAUGACUGAGGGGUAUGUGCCAUUAUUUUUUAGGAUUGUAAUUAAAGGAUCCUAUGCGAGAAUUUAUGAAUGUGAUGAGUGAUUGUUAUGGAUAAAUGAUACACAUUCGUAUUUUUGAUUGUUUUUGGGUACCAAUCAACGUGAUCAUAAUUGUAGUAUAAUUAGUAGUAUUUCUUUAUUUUUA